Messenger RNA from Aspergillus alliaceus, 1416 nucleotides. RefSeq names its product putative oxalate decarboxylase. Gene Ontology annotation, biological process: oxalate metabolic process. NCBI's taxonomy places the organism in Eukaryota, Fungi, Ascomycota, Eurotiomycetes, Eurotiales, Aspergillaceae. The coding region runs from base 1 to 1416 and encodes 471 amino acids. The transcript is spliced from 8 exons. The record is from RefSeq and is a predicted model, not a curated record.
AUGAAAUCCGUCAUCUACUAUGCCUGUGGCAUACUUUCGCUUCUUGGGGCCAUUUAUGGUGCCCCCGCCGGAAACGUGAUCCGAGGCUCUGGGAACCCUCCGUUGAGAGGCUCGGAGAAUCUCCUGGGCUACUCGCCAGACAACAAGUUGACGGAGCAUUCCACGGAAGAGAUCAAGUAUACACUGCUUCCCGCACAGAAAGAAGACCCGAAGAUAGGAUCAUAUCUGGACUUUGAGAAGGUCGACAACCCCCAGCCCAUCCGCGGUGAUCUGGGAGCAAGCGACCCUGGCCCUCGCAAUUACUACUAUGAUAGAAUCAACAGCGAUAAGCUAGCACCUCCUGGUACUGAUAAAGGACAGACAAUCAAUGCUCAAUGGCCCAUGGGCCUCAGUCACAACAGAUACGGCAAGGAAAACUCGGGAUGGGCGCGUCAAGAAAACACCGUCGUCAUGCCCGCCGCGACCAAGAUGGCUGGUGUCGAUAUGCGCUUAGAAGCAGGAGCGUAUCGCGAACUGCAUUGGCAUGUCGCAGGCGAGUGGUCUCUAGUGCUUAACGGAUCGUGUCGUAUCCAGGCUGUUAACGAGAACGGCCAAACCUUCGUCGACGAUGUAACCGAAGGCGAUGUGUGGUUCUUCCCUCCUGGUGUCCCCCAUUCCAUCCAAGCCCUAGACGUAGGAGUCGAGUUCCUCCUCGUCUUCGACGACGGCUCAUUCUCCGAAGACAACACCUUCCUCGCCUCUGAGGUCUUCAUGCAUAACCCUAGAUCCGUUCUCUCCAAGAACUUCGGCCUCCCCCUAUCCUCCUUCAACGACAUUCCCGAAAGCGAACUCUACAUCUUCCCCGGCACGCCCGCCCCCAAAGACAUCUCCGAGCAAAAUGUCACCACAGCAGCCGGCAUCGUCCCCCUAAACAAAUCCUACUCUUACCAUUUCUCUGAACAACCAGCCCACGAAGUGGCUGGCGGUUCCGUGAAAAUAGUCGACCCCGUCACCUUCCCGAUCGCCGACAACUUCGCCGCCGCCGUCGUGACGGUGAAGCCCGGCGGCAUGCGAGAAAUCCACUGGCAUCCGACGAGCGAUGAGUGGACGUUCUUCAUCAAGGGGAAGGCCCGCGCGACAUUGUUCACCGCGCCCUCGACGGCGACCACAUUCGAUUAUCGGGCCGGGGAUGUGGGGUAUUUCCCGCAGUCGAAUAGUCAUUAUAUUGAGAAUACAGGGGAUGAGGAUUUGAUGUUUUUGGAGGUUUUGCAGACAGAUAAGUUUACUGAUGUUUCGCUUGGCCAGUGGAUAGGGUCGACUCCAAAGCAGAUCGUUUCUGAUACGCUGAGCCUGCCUGAGAGUGCUCUGAGUAAGUUGAAGACGGAGAAGCAGUACGUGGUGGCUGGGUCGAAUGAGACAGCUGUUGCGCAGAGAUAA